AUGGAUGUGACCGUGUUGUCCCGCGAAGAGGACGUCGCGAAGGAUGAAGAGAUAGAAAUCAUGAUCAGAAGUGCAAAGGCCGCUCUCAAGCUGGGCAUGUUUGAGGAGGGACUGGCUCGUUUCGAAGAAAUUCUCGAGUGCGGUACCAGCAAUUUCAGACUGCUCAGCACCAUUUAUAUGUGGUACGGAAGAACGUGCAGAAAACUUAAAUACAAUCAGAAAGCUCUGGAAUUCUUUGAGCACGAAGUGAACACCUACAGGUAAACAAUUCAGAAGGGCUUCGACUAAAAGUUAACGUUGCAGAUUGACUGGAAACUUUGCUGCGGCAUGCGACGCAUCUCGUCGUAUUGCGGAGUUGUCGUUGAAGAUGGGAAAGUUCUCGAAAGCGAAAAGAACUGCCGAGGACAUGCUGGAUUACGCGACGAGCAAACGGGAGGGAGAACAGUUCAUUCGACAAGCGAGACUUCUCAUUACUUCAGUUUAUCUAGAAGGAUUCGAACGAAAUAUGGAGAAGAAUCCCGACGAGAACAAGAGAUUGCUGAAAAAGAGCAAUGAGCAUAUUAUGGAAAUGAAGCUGCUCAGUGAAGACGCGGUGGACAUCGAGAUUCUGAUGCUCGAAGCAAAGCACGAUGCGCUGUCCGGAGACUUACGAAAGGCUCGGGACAUUUAUCACAAGUGCAUCGAUUUGGGUGUCAAAACCAAGCAGUUCGCAUUCGUUCAUCGUGCGUACUUCGAAAUGGCCUCUUUUGCCGAAGGAGGGGCUCUUCUAUGCAUAGUAAACGAUCUCAGAAGUGCUCUAUUUUAUGCGGAAAAGUACGGAACCCAAUCAGAAAUUGCACACUACAAAGUAGAUCUGGCCCAGAAGAUGUUGGUCUUCGGAAGCACCCAUGAAGCGUACCUCGUUUGCACAGAAGCUCUCGAAUCAUCUCGGAAAAUCAGUUCGAUCGGUCUGAUCACGGUGUCACUUCUGACCAUUUCCAAGUGUUUGAUCAUCCUCGGAGAGCGCAACCAGGCCGCUUAUUUCAUUGUCCUGGGAAGUGUUCUUUUUUUAGAGAAGGAGAGAACACAGAAGGAGGAGAAUCCGGAAAACACAGACUUCCAUCAGUUCUACAGUCAAAUUGACGAUCUGAUGACGUCGAUGAAAGAAGAAGUAGCUGAAGGAACAGAAGUGCAGUUGCAGCUGGAUGCGUCCGUCGAUUCUGUGCCAAACGAAAUGGUCGCCAAGUUCAUUGUCAAGCUGGAACACACGACGACUGUCGAGACGUGGCGGAUGAUGGUGAACGAAAUGAUCAACGAGGCAAGAAAACCGAUGCCGGAGGAGACGAAGGAGAACGAGAAGCCAUUGGACUUCAUGGAGCUGCUGGAGAAAAUGAACAAUCGAAUGGAUGACCAGAGAACUGAAUUGCCGGCCGCCGUGUUCAACAGACGUUGGUUUUGGCGCUACAACGAAGUAGCACUCGCACGGAAUGAAACUGUUACGAUUUGGAACUCGCAGUUAUAUUUUAACGUUGCGAGUUCCAAAUCGUAACAGUUCCAUUCCGUGCGAGUUCUACUUCGUUGCAGCGCCUUGGUUUUUGGCAAGAAAUCCAAUAAGAACUCUCUAUUUUCAGCACGUCCCUUGUCAUCUGCGUCGAGCAGAAAAACCAUAAAAAGUCAUCGAAUCUUGCCAGGACUACGAGCCAACAUCAACAAAUUGCAGUGAGUGGAAAAUUGCAGCGGGAAGACCUUGAACGUACGCGCAAACUGUGUCUUGUUUUCGUAAUUACACAGUAAUCAUCAUUAUAGUUCCGCGCUCGCCCUCAUUUCUUUUCUAGAUGCCACUUUGUUUGUUUUCAGAGAUAUGAGAAUCGACAGGAGCGCGCUCAGUCGGAUUUUGAAGCGUCAGAAAAAAAGCAAAGUGUCGAUUCAUUCGAAUUCGACCCAAGGGGAAGACACCCGAAGCGACGUGACUGCUGAUGAUUCGAUUAUGACCACCUCCAAAUAA
Messenger RNA from Caenorhabditis sp. 36 PRJEB53466, 1984 nucleotides. NCBI's taxonomy places the organism in Eukaryota, Metazoa, Nematoda, Chromadorea, Rhabditida, Rhabditidae. The record is from the annotation of a GenBank genome assembly.